Telopea speciosissima is the source of this 1030-nucleotide messenger RNA. RefSeq names its product transcription factor MYB93. NCBI's taxonomy places the organism in Eukaryota, Viridiplantae, Streptophyta, Magnoliopsida, Proteales, Proteaceae. Bases 31 to 1014 code for a protein of 327 amino acids. The record is from RefSeq and is a predicted model, not a curated record. The transcript is spliced from 3 exons.
CAAACCCAAACCCAAACCCCAAAAGAUAUAAUGGGUAGGUCACCUUGUUGCGACGAGAAUGGCCUCAAGAAAGGCCCUUGGACACCAGAAGAAGAUCAGAUGCUUGUUGAUUACAUUCAAAGACAUGGCCAUGGAAGCUGGAGAGCUCUACCCAAACUUGCUGGUCUUAACAGAUGUGGGAAGAGCUGUAGAUUAAGAUGGACAAAUUACUUAAGGCCUGACAUUAAGAGGGGAAAAUUUUCCCAAGAAGAAGAGCAGACAAUUCUGAAUCUCCAUUCCAUACUUGGGAACAAGUGGUCAGCCAUAGCAACUCAUCUCCCUGGCCGGACUGAUAAUGAAAUCAAGAAUUUCUGGAAUACCCACUUGAAGAAGAAGCUGAUUCAGAUGGGUUUUGAUCCAAUGACCCAUCGGCCUCGAACCGAUCUUUUCUCGAGUUUACCCCAAUUGAUAGCUUUGGCUAAUCUUCGAGAGCUUAUUGAACAUCAUCCAUGGGAAGAACAAGCUGUGAGAUUACAAGCAGAAGCAGCUCAAUUGGCUAAGCUUCAAUAUUUACAAUACUUCCUUCAAACAACCUCUCCUUCCAUUUCCAACAAUAACUCACCAAACAUCCUAAACAGUACUGUUACAGACAUGGAAUCUCUCAAUCUACUGAACUCAAUUUCUUCAAUCCAUGAUCCAUCUUCUCUUGGAAUUGCUAACACUACUCAAACAGUCCAAGAUUACCUAAAACUGCCUUGUAAUUUUCAAACAUCUUUGAAUAGUGAGAUGGGUCAAAGUUGUAGCUUUACAAUGGCUAGUCAAGGAGAAGAUACACCUCAAUCUCCAUGGCUUCCUUCAUCAUCUCCAUCUCCGCCGCCUCCUCUUCCUCCUGUGGCUCCGCCUGUAACGGUAAUUACUGAGACAUCAAUCAGUAAUCCAGGGGAUGCAUGUAGUACUUCAAGCUAUGGAGGAGCUUCUGCUUCAUUUUGGCCUGAAUUACUUCUUGAAGAGCCUUUUUUCCAUGAGAUUGCUUAGUUUUUAGAGAUGUGUG